AUGCAAAAAUUCAUCUCAAUAGCUCAGAAUGCAUGGGAAAUUUUUAUAUCUGAAAGGAAGCCUGGAUGGAAGUAUCAGAUGCAGCUUUUUGCAGUUUGCUCUGCAGUUGGCUUCCUCUCCAGCUUUCUGCUCUUCCUUAGUAUGCACUUCUCCUUGGCACACCAUUCCUUGGGGCCCUUACUGAUUUCUGGAUUCAUCUGGGUUUUGUUUUCUAUCAUGCUCUUUUGUUUCAAGCACCUGCGCUGUUUCAGUGUUCUGUUCCUCCUUUCUUGUGGACUGAAAAAUGGCAGGGAUGCUCUUAUUGCUGCUGGCACAGGUGUUGUUGUGGCCAGCAACAUUCAAAAUAUUUUUCACAAUCUAAAGGUUCUGGCAGACAGUAUAACCUGUCAUUUAAAGCAGGAGCAAUUUGCCUUGAUAAAAUAUUAUAUUGAGGCAAUAAAAUGGAUUUAUGAGAUGGCCAACCUUCCUGCUGAGGAACUUAAACAUAUAGUGAUCCUAAAGCAUGAAUUGACACCAUCUUAUUCAAUUUUAGAUGAUGCAUUAAAACAAGAGCUAAAUAGCACAGAGCAAGAAAUCCAGAGAAUUGCUAACCAGAUUUCUUUUAUGUUGACUAUACUGCCCUAUAUAGGUCAGAAAAUAUUGCCUGUAUUUGGGAUUUUUCUAGUUUCUUUUGGAACUGGACUCUUUAUCAAAAAAUUUGUGGGUUCUCAUAGUACCAAAUUUAAGAAUGCUUAUAUCACAAAACAGUUCAUUGCAUUUGAUGAGCAGCAAAAGCAACAGCAAAGACCCGGUCUUCUGCCACUUAACACUAAAGAGAGGAAAGAUUAUGUGAUGAUCCCAUCCUUCUUCUUCACAAGAAAGGACAGGAAAAAAAUGCUGCGUUAUUUUCUCCCUAUAAUUAUUCAUCUUUGCAUCUGGCUUCUGUUUGCUGCAGUAGACUCUUUGUUUUAUUUGUUAAUUAUUUCUGUGAACAAAUAUCUCCAAGAAGUACCGGAUCUAGACAUUCAACUCAGACUCUCUCAGAAUAAGAAUGAGAAAAGCUAUAUCAUUUCUAUGAAAGAGCAUAUUGCCAAGACUGAUUCUUUCAAGAUCCCUUUGGUUAAGCAAAACUGCAUCCCUCAUCCCGAGCUUGCUCUCUCCACAACAUGGAUUCAGCUUGGAGUCAUCAUCUUCUUCUUAGUAAUUUUUGGGUUAUUCUCUGGCCUCCUGACCCAACUUAAAAUACUCGUGUCAACUUCCUUUUAUCCUGAUACUGAGAUGAAACGGAUACAUUAUUUACAUGCAAAAUUACUCAAAAAAAGAAAAAAACUACAAGAGAAAACUGAGAAGAACAUGUUUGCAAGAACGGUCAACUUUUGGUUUCCAAUACUCAAGGCAAGAGAGGCAGUGAGGAAGAAAGAAAGGAGUGUAGCAGAAUGA
Molecule: messenger RNA, 1419 nt
Organism: Melozone crissalis (California towhee)
Lineage: Eukaryota; Metazoa; Chordata; Aves; Passeriformes; Passerellidae
Gene: DCSTAMP
Product: dendrocyte expressed seven transmembrane protein
Exons: 3
Coding region: 1-1419 (472 amino acids)
Cellular component (GO): membrane
Source: RefSeq, a predicted model, not a curated record